AUGAUUGGCAUAGUGACGGCUAAAUCUGGAGAUAUAUUCAAAGUUGACGUUGGAAGGAGUGAGCCAGCUUCUUUGUCUUACUUGGCAUUUGAAGGUGCAACGAAAAGAAACAGACCUAAUGUGCAGGUUGGCGAUCUCAUCUAUGGCCAGUUUGUGGUUGCUAAUAAAGAUAUGGAACCAGAGAUGGUCUGCAUUGACAGCUGUGGACGAGCCAACGGGAUGGGUGUGAUUGGACAAGACGGGCUGCUUUUUAAAGUGACUUUAGGCUUAAUUAGAAAGCUGUUAGCUCCGGAUUGUGAGAUCAUACAGGAAGUGGGAAAACUCUAUCCACUGGAGAUUGUAUUUGGAAUGAAUGAAAGAAUAUGGUUUAAGGCCAAGACCAUUCAACAGACAUUAAUUUUAGCAAACGUUUUAGAAACUUGUGAACAUAUGACAGCGGAUCAAAGGAAACAGAUCUUCUCCAGAUUGGCAGAAAGUUGAUGUAUGUGGACUUUUUUAAUGGAUCAGUUGAGCCAAGAGACUGUGGGUUUCCUGGGGGAAACUUUUUUCAGGUAAACCUCUUGUUAAAUCUUCAGAAGAAAAGAUGUAAAUGUAUAUUGUCUUAUUAGAGUCCUAAGUAUUUU
Molecule: messenger RNA, 623 nt
Organism: Lepus europaeus (European hare)
Lineage: Eukaryota; Metazoa; Chordata; Mammalia; Lagomorpha; Leporidae
Product: exosome complex component RRP40-like
Exons: 1
Coding region: 1-480 (159 amino acids)
Biological process (GO): nuclear polyadenylation-dependent rRNA catabolic process; poly(A)-dependent snoRNA 3'-end processing; CUT catabolic process
Cellular component (GO): cytoplasmic exosome (RNase complex); nuclear exosome (RNase complex)
Molecular function (GO): RNA binding
Source: RefSeq, a predicted model, not a curated record